GUGCUGAUCGCGUCGUCGGAUGUCUUGCUGGUUGGAAAAUGCUAGGCGCGAUCAGAUCGUCCGUAUGGAGUAUUCACGUUCAAGACUACCGUUCUUAAGUAUCUGAAAACCAUUAAGUGCAUGUGCUGUGUGCCAAUCAUACCGUGUAACUUGUCGUGACCAAAGAAAAACAAUUAAUUUAACUCAACUGUAUGUUCGGUAGUCAUUAGGUUAUAAAAAGAGCAUUCGAAGAUACUUGCUACAGCAAUGGCCGGCGUUUUAUUCAUAGUGCAAAUACCUUCGGCCAGGUAUGAGGUUAUUUUGCGCCAAAAAGAAAAGGAUAAAACAGCCAAAUCAAGUUCGGCUGAAGUAACUGAUGAAAAGCGCGAUAAAAAGGAUGGAAACGCUGAAACUAUACCGUUCCUCACGCCACAACCACGGAAACACGCUCUGGCGAAUAAGGACGGUAAGGAGAUCCGUAGCUUCGCUGACCGUCAACGGAAAGAGCCAAAAAUAGCUGAGGAAAUUGAGGCAGCAGAACUGCCGGGGCCAAGUGUAGUCGUUCCAACGAUUAACCUACCGGACGGUGACGCCUUGGAUGAUCCCCAAACACCCCAGGAUAAUGCAGAUGCUGUGCAACAAUCACUUGCGGUCCCGUUCGAUCGUACAUCGGCACUGCGGAAAUCCUGGGAAGGUUUCAAAGACAUUUUGAGCUCAGCCAGAAAAGAUAAGGAAAAAGACACGCGCGAAGCAGCUGCCGAGAAGUUCAAUCUUAGCGCUGAAUCACCAUUGGAAACUGUAAUGAAAGAUAUUCUCCAGGAUCAGAAAAUUAAAAGCGCUGCAUGGAUCGAAACGAACAGAGGCAAAGGCUAUCAGAUUACAUUUUGUCUGGAGUCCGACAGAAAGUGUGACGAUGUUAUUUAUCUUCUGAAUUCCUGGGGAAUUGGUGAACGGUUUAACUCGACGAUCUCGAUUACCUCCUGCACGUUAUUUACUGAACAAGCACCGGAAGAAGAAAUCACCUCAGAAGCCAACGGAAGUAAAGAUGGUGGCUGGAAUAACUUCCUAUCGUCAGUUCGAGCCCGGCUGAACGUAGCGCAGAUCGUCGAAGAGGUGAAGCAUGACGCGUCCAUUACUUUUGAUUUUGUCUCUAUGCUGGCGGUCGCAAGCAUCUUGGCCGCUUUCGGACUGAUCGAAGAUAGCACGCUAUUUUUAAUCGCCAGUAUGCUGAUCUCUCCUUUGAUGGGUCCAAUUAUUGCCGUAAUUUUCGGUACUGUCAUCAAAGAAAGAAGUCUGCAGCUGAUGGGGUUGAAAAAUGAAAUGAUUGGAAUCUGUUUAACCGUAUCGGUUGGCUUUAUUUUCGGGCUAAUUGUAUGCAGUAUAGACGAACGAUACGGGGUGGGUGAAGGGAUUACCAACGAAAUGUUGAGCCGAUGUGAACUUCACUCAUUGGCCAUAGGAGUAGCGAUCGCAUUACCUUCGGGAGCCGCUGUGGCCAUUGCAAUAUUAGGUGAAAAUAUAGGUUCCCUUGUAGGUGUUGCUAUUUCAGCUUCUCUCCUGCCUCCAGCAGUUAAUGCGGGAGUAUUAUGGGCGCUCUCGCUUCUGUGUUUGGUGCUAGGAACUACGAAUGAACGAUACAGUGCCGUUGUAAAGACCAAUAUCUAUUCGGAUAACCAAACCAUAGAACUCUUCGCGCUUGGAUGCAUGAGCAUGUGUUUAACUCUUCUUAACGUCGUUUGUAUCUAUCUGAUGGGUGUUAUAUUCCUCAAGAUCAAAGAAGUUGCUCCGAUUGUUCCUAAAGAUCAGAAACAGUUCUGGAAGCAUGACAUCAAGAUCGCUCGUGACUACAAUAGAACGCUGCACUCAACGGAUGGAAUGUCCAUUAGCAAGCAGUUGAUUCAUGACUUGACCGCUCUACAUAACAAGGAUCCGGAAGGUCACGGAUUUGGUUCAGAACUGUUGCUCAACACCAUAAGUAGAAACCAGCAUACUUGGUCACCAAACCACAAUUAUCACCAACGAGAACACAGGCCAACCAUCCAGGAACUGGAAGCUCUGUAUCUAAGUCUAUCUGGAAAUAACGGCGAUAAUCAGUACCACUAUGGGAAUCAUCCUUUUAUGAAGCUACGUCCCCCAAAGGCAUGGUCACCCAGUCAUGGACCAGCUAAACAUAACGAAGACGGUCAGCCUUCGUCCCCAUCGAGCCAUAAACGUUCGAACCCGAUGGAUAUUGGACAUCAUCGGCAUCACCGCUUUACGGAAUCGAUUCGCAGCACUUCCGCACCUCUCUCCAAGAUACUGGAGAACGUUGCCCACGAGGGUCCUUCCGGAGUGCGACAUGUGGGUGCUGUUUUCGGGGAGGGCAAUACACGCCGCAGCUCUAUUAUGGGUCGGCCUUUCAAGUACAGCUUGAAGAAAUCAAACAAGUUUACCGUCACUCCAGCCCACGAUCUUGAUGAUAAAAAGUGACGUAACUUCAAGCUAUCUUGUUUCAUCUUAAAGGUUGGUCAACGUCGUGCGCUAUGGAGACGAGUGUUUCUGUGUUAUUUUACCAAAUGUACAUAUAUUUCGUAUUUAAUUGUUAAGUUCGUUUGAUUAACCGAAUGGUAGUGAAUGUACAAUGUAGGAUCGUAAAUUUAUCGAUUGGUUAGCAACUCUUACAUUAAUGAUUUGUUGUAAAUAUUGAAAUAUUUUCGAAAACAUCGUUACGAAAAAAGUCGUGAUUUGUUUUCUUUACGUUGUCGUUGACUUUUUUGCAAGCAGCUGAGAAAUUUCUUUCUAAAAUCCAAAUUUAAUGGCAGAUGACAAGUUGGUCCACCGUUGAUAUGAAGCAUAGCAUAAUCGAUACAAUCUACCAGGCCAUCGUUAUUGCAAUCCUUACCAUAUUUCUCCAUGUAUUGUGUUAUUAUGUUGGUAGCACAAUCGUACUGAUUGGCGCAAUCUUCAUACGAGCCCCAGCGAGUCGAAUCGUCAUCUCCUUUGACCACCUUUCCAGCAUCGAUCCAGUAGGCUCGCGAAAUAGAAAAUGGCCCACAGUACUAAUCAAAGAAAAAUCACACCAAUCCAUAAACGAACACUAAAGGUACUGGUUUUUAAUAAAUCCGCCGCCCUUUUACUCACCCCUUGAUCGCACUGCAUUCGACUACUGCAACCAGUAGAAGCUUCGCAGAUACAAUGAAAGCACGUAGAGUUCAGAUUGGACAGAAAGAUUCCGUUUACCAUAAAGAUAAAACCGAACAGUGUCAAUAAUUUCAAGUGACUCAUUUCGCUAGCUAUUCGUCAAUAUAAAUGGCACCGCCAACGAUUAUUGAAUCACUGACUGAAAUCUCCGAACGCAAUCACAACAUGAACACAAUAAAAUUUAGUCGACAAACAAACGAUGAAACGACUCUUAUCAACAAUCGAUCACAGUCAUUGAUUGUUUGUAUACAUACAAUUGACCCCAAAAGAUCAAACGUUGUUUGAACGGCAAGAAUACGAAUGCCAUCGGAAUGCACGCGAUUGUAGAUUUUUACUAAAUCCGCUCGAUUUUAAUGACGAAGUUAAAAUGUUUGAAUUCAUAUCAGUUUUAAAUUUAGUUUUAAUAGAUACGGAAAAGCACACAUUAACGAUAAAUCAACCUGUUGAUUGAUACGUUCAGCUAGAGCUUAAAAGCCAUCAAUCAAUCAAUCACA
Sabethes cyaneus is the source of this 3653-nucleotide messenger RNA. RefSeq lists its product as uncharacterized. Lineage: Eukaryota; Metazoa; Arthropoda; Insecta; Diptera; Culicidae. Bases 247 to 2448 code for a protein of 733 amino acids. The transcript is spliced from 11 exons. The record is from RefSeq and is a predicted model, not a curated record.